AUGCCCGUCGACCCCUGCUCAGCAAGCGACUGCACUAAACCCGGCACUCUCACCUGCGACUGCCAAAGGAAAGACUGGCUAUCACACAAGCACACCUGUGCCGGAGCCCAAAAGCAAAACUGCUUCUUUAUUCGCGCCACGGCCCCCAAUGGAAGCACCAACUCCGCCGAUCGCAUCGAGCGGUUGCCCCUCCGCGCGUAUGGCAACUGGGGCGCAGAAAUGAAGGAGCUAGAACAACGACUUGGGUGGCCUCGGGCUGACGAGGCGGGUAAAUUUUACUUGCACCAGGAAAAGGAGGAUCAUUGGUACUACUAUACGUAUUGCUCUUCGGCGAAAAAUCUACCCUUCGUGGAGAUGUCGCGGUUGUCAGAUCAGGUCUGGAGGGGUACACUCCCUGUGAAGAGGUCUUUUUCGAGAUGGGAUCUUGUGAAGACUGUGAAGUACUACGAAACUGCCAAUUCGAAUCAGGUCUUUGAUCAGCGGGAGAAGAAGCGGUUUGGGAGUCGGCAGGGUUUCCCGCCUGGUUUCUUGGACGGCGUGCCCAACAUUACCAUCUAG
Molecule: messenger RNA, 558 nt
Organism: Penicillium daleae
Lineage: Eukaryota; Fungi; Ascomycota; Eurotiomycetes; Eurotiales; Aspergillaceae
Exons: 3
Coding region: 1-558 (185 amino acids)
Source: RefSeq, a predicted model, not a curated record